CGUUGCGGUCACCCUGCGAUGUAACAAACUGCAUCUACAACCAUGGAUGUGCCCAAUCUGAUACAUCUGCCGUUAGAGAUAUUACUUCAGAUUGGCGGACAUGUACUAUCAAACAAUCCGUCGCACACCGGCCUGUCCAUCUGGCAUCGAUACCAAGGGUCCUUGGCGAGUCUCGUGCUAACAUGCAAAACACUCAACGUGACUUUCACACCACUAAUGUACAGAUACCCAGUCACGACAGCUCUGCCCAGAUUAGCACGGACGUUGAUUGAACGGCCUGAUCUGGCAGCUCUAGUAAAAAAUGCGCAGCUGAGACUCUAUCCAGGCCUGCCUGCUGUGAGAGGAGAAGACGGGACGAAGAGUUGGUGCAUUACACCAGAAGAUGCAGCCUGCUUGAACUUGCAAGCUAGGAAGAGUUUUGAGGCUGGUCAGGUUGAGCCUAUCGAAUCAAAGACUUUUAGCAAGAAGAAAACGUGGGAUCGGGGCUAUUAUCCAUCUCAUGAAUCUAGGAUGCUUAUCCGGCGGCUUCUACUUGACCAGUGCACAAAUGUUGAGAGAUUGGACAUCGAGCUGGAUAUAAAAGAUGAAGUUUUAUUCCCAACCGCGCCAAAAUUAUCCAAGCAGAGCCACGUAGAAGAAAUGGUAUUCAGGUGGCUCAGGGACCACUCUAACUACGAAGGCUCCAACGAUACAUAUUUGACGGACAGCCUAGGCACAUUUAUACGCAAGGCAAAAGCACUUCGGACGCUCUCAAUGCACAAACUCGCCACAUCCUACAUGCCACAUACAUUGCGAAGCACCAGCGUCACAGAAUUGGUCCUGCAGCAGUCUCUUAUGACCAGCAAUGUGCUGGAAGAUAUACUUGCCAGUUUUCCCUCACUGACAACGUUUCGAUACUUGCUGGAUUUGGAAGAUGUGUGGAUGCUCGACGGAAUGAUGAACGAUGCGGUAAUGCCGGAGGAGUUGGUGCGCAUACUGGAGUCUCACAGCGCCAAACAUCCCGAGUUCAAACUCCGCACCUUGUCGUUAACAUGGACAGACCAAGACAUGCGCAAUUUUUCAUUUAGCUCCAUGGGAGGGUACGCUGACGAAAGUGACAUUCCACGAGUAGCCAGUUUCCGAGGGCUCCAACACCUAGAGAAGGUCUGUUUGGGCGAGGCAGGGCAUGUUCUAGGCCCAGGUGCUACAGACGCGCAAUGGGCUUUCUUCUUUCCUGCAAGUGUUCAGGUUAUAGAGAUUGGCCUGCUCAGCAGGCUGCCCGACCUAUCACUGCUCUUGGGAGUUGCCCAUCGAUAUCCAAAUCUCAAAAGCUUUAAAUACGGCGGCUAUUUUCAUGAGUCGAAGGCUGCAGCAUUGCAGCUGCAGUUUAAAGCAAAGGGAAUCAAGCUUGAGUUUAAUGAAGAAAGACUGUUUCCCGAUUCGAUCGAGUUGGACUAUAGCGACGACGAGGCAGAGACUAGUGACGGCAAUACUGGGCAAGAUGAUAACCAUGAUGAUAAUGGCAAUGAGGCGGAGAGCAGUGACGGCAACACUGGGGAGGAGGAUGACCAUGAUCAUUAUAACGACGAUGAGGAAGACCAAGGAGUCAUCUCGGAUUCUUCGGUAAUUGAAAUGGACUAGCAUAUCACACCAAGUCACAU
Messenger RNA from [Torrubiella] hemipterigena, 1640 nucleotides. The record is from the annotation of a GenBank genome assembly. NCBI's taxonomy places the organism in Eukaryota, Fungi, Ascomycota, Sordariomycetes, Hypocreales, Clavicipitaceae.